UCAUGUCCCAUGGUGCCCCGAGACUGCUGGGACGACACCUUCAAAGACGGCCCCCGAGCGUCAGAAAGGCUGCAAACGGAGCUGAGAGCUGUGGGCCGUGGACUGGAGACAGGAAGAGGACGACUGAGCAAUUAGACAUCGGCCAACCCCACCCAACCUCAGCUACACCCAGCAUGGCUACGGCGAGCAGCUCAGGGCAGAGCGCAUUCGGGCUCGGGAGGAAAAAGAAGAACCCUGGACUCAUGGAUCAGAUUAGCAAAUUCUUUGGGGGAGACAAAAAGAAAAGGAGCAAGGGGUCGUUCCGGGGUCACCUGGCCUCCUCGCCCCAACAAUCCUCCGCUCGCCGCCGGACCAAUGAAAACGCUGUGGUGCAUUUCUUCAGGAGCAUUGUUUCCUCUCCUCGUCCUAAAUCCAGGUGGAGAGAUGUCUUGGGCUUGGCCUCGUCGCCACGUGCUGAGAGCGCAAAGUCGCCGGUCAGGAGACGCAGAGACCAAAGCACACUGUCCAGACUCUUCAACCUGUGAUGCUCCCAUCAGAGAUCAGGAGAAACCAAGUCCCGUCCACCCCCCAAACGCUGGAGCACCAUCUUCUAAGCUCUCCGCCGAGGACCAAACCACAGACCCAAUGCCGAUGGGACGAGACGAGGGAGGAGACACAGAUCAGCAGGCGGCGGCGGACUCACAACCUCAAGAAACUUUAACUCACUAACACCAAGCUUUGUGAAUCUUUAGACACUGACACUGUGUAGACUUCACUCUCUGGGGUCUGUUCUCCUUUUAAUCCGGGUAUCUUGUCUUUAUAAUUUGUUUAUGACAGGUUUGGCAAAGCUUUAACUUAAAUAUCCGACUGUAAAAAUCACGUUGUUCUGAUGGUGCCACUGUCUGCUGUCUGAUUUUCUAUUCGUCGUCUGCAUUUUGUACACGAGUGACGCUUUUUGUAUCUCGCUGCUUCCUCCGCUCACACCAACCAAAAACACGGGACGUCUCCACAGAGUGAGCUUCUGCUUGUGCUUGAUUUGUACUUGAUAUUGUUUUGAUAUAACAGCUUUGUUUGGGAUUAUUAAACAUGUACAGUUUGUCAAAUGAGAAGAAUGAAAAUGCCCUUUUAAAUGCACUGAUAAUAACACAAGUGUAAAUACAUCUGGUCCCACAUAGUAGCUUUAGCAUCAUCUCAUUUAUUAUUAUUAUUAUUAUUAUUGUACGUGAUCUGUUUGCGUCUUAUAUUAAGUUUGAGGUUUUAAUGUCGUUUGUGUUUUAUUUUGAAAGGCUUGUUUGAGUCGAUGGUGGGAUCGUAAGUGUUUUAAGGCGGAAGCAGCGAGAGGAGCAGCAGGAGUUUUCGUGCUAAAGGACGGGAUGUUGAUUUUAAAUGUUCUGAGGUAUAAUGGUCAUUUUCUUUUGUGUUCGUAGUGAAUUGGAUCACGGUUCUCGUUUGUACACGAUCUGUUUGUGAGUUCGCUCUAACUGUGUCGUAAAGACGUCUUUUUCUGAGGUUGCUGACAUGUUGGUGCUACAGGAGCAGAAAACUGAGUGUUGUGUUUCCACGUUAUGUAAAACUCUUGGUUUUUAAUGUUCAACCUAACUGGAAAUAAACAUCUUUUGUCGUCUCUUA
Molecule: messenger RNA, 1608 nt
Organism: Paralichthys olivaceus (Japanese flounder)
Lineage: Eukaryota; Metazoa; Chordata; Actinopteri; Pleuronectiformes; Paralichthyidae
Gene: mbpa
Product: myelin basic protein a
Molecular function (GO): structural constituent of myelin sheath
Source: RefSeq, a predicted model, not a curated record